This is a messenger RNA of Pezoporus flaviventris, 2061 nucleotides long. Its product is annotated as serine/threonine-protein kinase PDIK1L-like. Bases 320 to 1315 code for a protein of 331 amino acids. Gene Ontology annotation, cellular component: cytoplasm; autophagosome. Gene Ontology annotation, molecular function: protein serine/threonine kinase activity; ATP binding. The transcript is spliced from 5 exons. Lineage: Eukaryota; Metazoa; Chordata; Aves; Psittaciformes; Psittacidae. The record is from RefSeq and is a predicted model, not a curated record. Gene Ontology annotation, biological process: peptidyl-serine phosphorylation; autophagosome organization; axon extension.
AGGGAGCUUGUGGCAGAGGGGGAAGUGCAGUGUAAGGCUUGCAAAGGGAUUGGAAGAGGGUGAGCUGGAAAGAGUGAGCAUCAGGGCAUGGACUGGUAGAAAAUUGGUAGUUGAAGUGCAGGGACAUCAGGUAGCCAUUGACAGAUAAAUAAAUUUACUGGAGCAGGAGUGAGAGUGAAGAUUUAGUGCCAAACUGGCACUUCUGGCUAACUUUAUUUCUUCAAAAGUCAAUUCUGGUGAAAGUAAGUUCAGUUGUGACUGAUUGCCAUGAGUUCAAAUAUUUUCCUCUGAUUUGCUGUUCACUGGGCUGAAGUGAGGGAUGGCUGAGGAAGCCAAGUACAGCAUCAUUCGGGAAGUGGGCCGAGGGAACUAUGGGGUGGUUUAUGAGGCCAUCCUUAACCAAACUAGAAGCAAAGUAGCUGUAAAAAGGAUACACUGUGGUGUCCCCGAAAAUGUAGAACUGGCUCUGCAGGAGUUCUGGGCCCUGCAGAGUAUCCAGAGGCAACACGAAAAUGUGAUCCAGUUGGAGGAGUGUAUCCUGCAGAAUGGCCAAGUCUUUCAGCCCAUUAGUCAUCAUUACAGGAAAUCAGACAGCCACUUGCUACUCAUUGAGACCUGCCUGAAAGGACGGAGGUGCAUGGAUCCCAAAUCAGCCUGCUUUCUGUGGUUUGUGAUGGAGUUCUGUGAUGGUGGCAACAUGAAUGAAUACCUGCUGUCCCGCAGCCCUGAUGCUCAGCUGAACAACAGCUUCAUGCAGCAGCUCAGCAGCGCCGUGGCUUUCCUGCACAGAAACCAGAUAGUGCAUAGAGACCUGAAAUCCGACAAUAUUCUGAUUUCUCAUAGACGUGGAAGUCCCAUAGUAAAGGUGGCAGAUUUUGGUCUCAGCAAGGUGUGUCAGGAGAAAGGGAACGUGAACCGGCAUCGUUUCUCUUCUGCGUGUGGAUCCAACUUCUACAUGGCUCCAGAAGUAUGGGAAGGUCACUACACUGCAAAGGCUGACAUCUUUGCCCUUGGGAUCAUUUUCUGGGCUAUGGUCGAGAGGAUCACCUUCCGAGAUGGGGAUUCUGAGAAGGAAUUGCUUGGAACUUACAUCUGCCAAGGGAAGGAGCUUGUUCCCCUUGGAGAAGCAUUGCUGGAGAACCCCAACAUGAAAUUACAGAUUCCCCUGAAGAAGAAGUCCAUGCCAGGUGAUCUCUGCAAGCUCCUGCACGACAUGCUGGCUUUUAACCCAAAGGAAAGGUUGGAUGCCUUCCAACUAGAAGUCCGAAUCAGGCAGAUCUCCUACGGCAAAAAGCGCCAACGUUCUGUCUCCUAGAGAUGAAGGACAUUCAGAUAUCAUUUCCUGCUGCGAUCUGGAGGCCUCGGAGAUGGUGAAUAACUCUGCCUUCCUUUGGAAUGAGUGGGUCCAUCAGAAGACUGUUGCUGGUGUCCAGUUUUCCCAAACGGUUAUAUUUAAAUGAACAGCAAUUUUAUUUAUUUGUACAGUAAUUUUAAGAGGAGAACUACAAAGUAUCUAUUUUUAUCCAAACCUUCAGUGUUUAAUUCUAUGUUCUUUUAUGCAGCGAGUAGCACAGGUGAGAGCCUGGCUGAUGUGGUCUUGUCUGUCCAGCCACACUCAGCACAGUCCUAGAGCAGUUUCUCAACUUGCUCUUUUUAAAGCAAUCCUUGUGCAACCUUUCACUGCUGUCCUGUGGCUGUGCUUUCAAAGGAUGGCAAAGAAACACGUGGAAACUGCCUUGAAACGGGCUUCUCUGCCCCAUUGCAUGCUGACUGCCUCUCCAGCCCUGGCUUCUCCUUGACAAGGCUGUGUUGCAUGUCCUUGGCACACAAGUUCAUCUUUAGGAGGUUUAAUUGGAGCUUUUUUUUGUGUGUAAUUCUUCACUGCGUGUUGCUUGGCCAUGUAAGCGAGUGAUGUCUGCUGAAUGAGCUGGCAAAGUGUUCAGUGUCUGUUCUGCAAACUAUGAGCAGAAACAAAAAUGUAUUUUCUUCACAGUAGCUUUUGAAUAUUCUUGCUUAGAUUAACUAAAAUGCUUUCUUAAAAUAAAUACAAAGAAUGUUAAA